Messenger RNA from Elgaria multicarinata webbii, 576 nucleotides. RefSeq names its product pre T cell antigen receptor alpha (gene PTCRA). The record is from RefSeq and is a predicted model, not a curated record. NCBI's taxonomy places the organism in Eukaryota, Metazoa, Chordata, Lepidosauria, Squamata, Anguidae. The coding region runs from base 1 to 576 and encodes 191 amino acids. The transcript has 4 exons.
AUGCCACAGUUUCUCAACGUUAAAUUGGCGUGGAGGCCACUGAGGCACUUGCUGACCAGCGCAGCACUCCAGCUUCUUACCUGUAGCUGCUCUUUGAGCUUAUUUCCAACAUUGGCACCACCACUCCAUGUGAUAGUCAACGGUGAGAGGAAGACGCUGGUCGUAUGCCUGGUGAGUGAGCUCUUGGAGGACACGUUGGGCGCCGUUUGGUUUUCCAAUGGAAACGGGAGCCUGCUGGAGUCUUUCAACUAUGGGGUUUCCAAGGAAGAAGAUGGCACUUUCAGCACAGUCUCCCAAAUCUCCAUCAGCACCAAAGAAUUUGAAUCAUGGGCUACUGUCACUUGCUACGUGGCACAAAACCAAACCUCAAGCAUAUGGAGCAAUACCUCUCUUCAAAUCACAGAAGAAAAUUCAGGAGCUCCAUGCCUAGAUGAAAAUCAAGGAGACCAGACAUUGUCCACAGAGGUUCUCCACAGCCGCUCACAGGUCCUGUUUCUUUUGGCCAUCAGAAUGUUGCUCUUCAAGUUUCUCCUGUUCGAUGUGUUGAUGACCUGCUGCAUCAUUUACAAGAAGUAA